CACAGUAAAGCAAUUUUUAGACAACAUUUUUCCAAUUAUAACUUAUUAAAAUGUGCAUAAAUCUUAUGCUAAACAAAAAAAGCGUGAAAUAAAAGCAACUGUAUUCAAUAUAGAAACUUUUGGCAAGACAUUUGAUAGGGCGACAAAUCAUCGUGUGUGCUGGAGCGAUGGAGGAGAAUAUGUGGAUAAUAGAGCUGGAAUCGGCGCUGCUGGAUGAUUGCAAUGUGAAUGAUAUAUAUACAAUUUGCCAGGGCAAGCCGCUGCCCGAGGCACUGCGUCCAGACGUGUGGCAAGUGUGCUUGGAUGUGCGGCAUAAGAGCGAUCAGAUGUCGCUAUUUAAUGAGAUUUACGAUCUGCCAUUUCAAAGUCAACUGCGUGAGGAUUGCAAACGUUAUGUGGAGCGCAUGGGGAACGAUGAGGAGGAUCAAGUGUCGGUUGUCUCUGAUCUGGAAUCCAUUAUGACAUUCUACUGCAAGAAUCGCAAUUUGCAGUACGAGCCGGAUAAUGGUUGGAUCGAGUUGUUGCUGCCACUGUUCGCCUUGAAGCUCAAUCGCUCGGAUACAUUUAAUCUGUUUGAGAGCAUAAGGGAUACAUAUAUACCCAAGGGUUGCAAGCCCAAGGGCAAUGUCUUCCAUGUAUUUCGCUUGCUGCUGCUCUAUCACGAUCCAGAGCUCUGCACGCUGCUGGAUACAAAGAAGAUAACACCGGAUUUGUACUCGCUGACGUGGUUCCAAUCCUUGUUUGCCUCCUGCAGCAGUUUGUCUGUGAUUAUAGCCAUGUGGGAUUUGUAUUUCCAGAAUGCAGAUCCCUUUAUGGUGUUCUUUUUGGCAUUGAUUAUACUGAUAAAUGGACGCGAACAGAUAAUGAGCAUGAAGAAUAGCAGCAAGGAGGACAUAAUAAAGUUUCUAAGCAAUAUGCCGUGCGCCUUGGAGGUGGAUGAUGUGCCAGAUUUCUGUUCACUGUCGCAGUACUAUGCAUUGAAAACUCCCACCAGCUUCAAGACGGACUAUCUAAAGGCACUGUACGGCAAACAAAACGACUCGCCACGUAGUCAGGAGGAAUCCAACAAAGUUUCACAGGCGCUUUGUCUACCUGUUUCCGUUUAUGAGCUUGUGGAGAACUCUGCCAUGGAACUGCCUGUCGAUGCAGUGCGUUUCUUUCUGGUCGACUGUCGUCCAGCGGAGCAGUACAAUGCUGGCCAUCUGUCCACAGCUUUUCAUUUGGAUUGCAAUCUUAUGCUGCAGGAACCAGUAGCCUUUGCCACUGCCGUCCAGGGCUUGCUCACUGCCCAGAAGCAGGCCAUUGAAGUCAACUCGAAUGCGGGUGGCGAGCAUUUGUGCUUCAUGGGCAGCGGACGCGUCGAAGAGGAUCAGUAUACACAUAUGGUUGUUGCUUCAUUUCUGCAAAAGAACACACACUAUGUAUCCUUGCUAACGGGCGGCUAUGCCUCCAUACAUGAUUACUUUGGUGAUCACAUGGCCGACUGUCUGGAGGAUCAUAGCGCUGGCAAGUGUUUGGUUUGCCAGCAGCAUAAUAUAAAACAGUCCAAAGCAAGCGCGGCUCAGCGAUCGGCAGCAACGACGCCCAGCUCAACGGAUCUGUUUAGCAAGUUCUCUGCUGCCAUGAAAUCCAAAUCUGCCGAAGUCAAAGGCAAACUGCUGGAUAUAAUAGUCAAUCCAAGCUCAAAUAAUGCUGCUCCAAGUGGCGCCAUGGCGCCCAAUGGCUCACAGUGUUUGGCCAAUCAGGAGCGUCAUGUUAGCGCCAAGGAGCGCAAUGGCAAACGCUAUCGCAAUGUGGCGCCUGUGUUUAGCAUCGAUGAUGAAAACGAGGACAACUUUGAUGGCGCUGCGCAAGAUGCGCCCACAGCUGCUGUCGGCGGCGCGUCCAACGAGAUUGUUAAUCUCACUCAAUAUUUCAAAACUGCGGAGAUUAUCAAAGCGUUCAAGUGCCAGGAGGUGCACAUCAAUGGCUAUAUGUAUGAUAGUCAUUUGAUUAUAACGCCCACACAUUUGGUUGUAUUACGCGAACUGGGACGUGGCCAGGCGCAGAUAAUGGUGCGACGUCCCUUGGCUAGCAUUGUCAAAAUAACUGCCAAGAAGCGUCAUCGUGAUCUAAUUACAUUUAAAUAUGGUUUUCCCGAUGGCGAUGGCCUGCUCAUAACCGAUAUGGAUCGCUUUCUUAUACCAAAUGCUACCGAGGCAACGGCGCAGGUGUCCAAACACAUAAUGAAGGUGCUCGACAGUGCCAAGUAGUCACACACACACACACACACACACACAUAGAGAGUGCAAUCUGUUUGUAGUUUUAAACAUAAUAAAUUGGCAAGUGUUUUCCUUACUAGCAACUAGCUCGCAAAUUGUAGACAUAAUUGUUUAAAGUUAUAAUCCCUAACCCUCUCCCUAAUCCUGCCCAACAAUUGUAACAUAGCAUGCACACAGCUCUGAAAACUGCACAACACCUACAAAAUUUCAAAUUUGUGCUAUAAGCUAAAUUCCAAGUGUAAAAAACAUACAAAAUGACAGCAAUUUUAAUAACUUAGCAGCCUGGAGACUUAACACAAGAUGUAAAAAAACAAAACUGUAACUAAUAUUUAUUGCAAAUGCAUCUACGAUAUAUAUAA
Molecule: messenger RNA, 2620 nt
Organism: Drosophila busckii
Lineage: Eukaryota; Metazoa; Arthropoda; Insecta; Diptera; Drosophilidae
Gene: TBC1D23
Product: TBC1 domain family member 23
Exons: 4
Coding region: 168-2252 (694 amino acids)
Biological process (GO): retrograde transport, endosome to Golgi
Cellular component (GO): trans-Golgi network
Source: RefSeq, a predicted model, not a curated record